AGUCAAGGCUCCUCAGAGCGUCCCUGCGCUUCAAGACUCAAGGCAACAAGAGCUGAUUUAACCCUCGCUGAUGAGGCCAGAUGUCAAUCCCGCAGCCCCUCGCCCUAGUACUGUGUCGUCAAUCGCCUGUGUGACACAGCUCUAACCCUGGAAUUCUCCAAUUUGAAGCUUUGCUCCACGACCCGCCACCUUGCACCUGCCGAUUAACUUCAAGCCGCUCUCCCUCCAAGCUUCCUCCCAUCUCGGCUUCGCGCACGACGCAGCAAAACCGACAAUUUCUCGGCCUACAUCCUUCAGCGUCGAGGCCGCACCGCCGCACCGCUGCACGCCAGCACAUUCGUCUCUAACACGGGCACGAGUUGCAGCAUCGCACGGCCCAAGUCGCAGCCAUGUCUGCUCCGCACGACGGCUACGGCCAGUAUCCGCCUCAACAACAACAGCCCGGCGAGCAGCCUCCGUAUCCCGACCAAAGUUAUGCCGACCAAGCCGCGCCUCCGCCCCCUGGAGCUGGUGCUGCACAUCACGCUCCGGACCAUGGGAAGAAAAAAAAAAGAGCUUAUGCCGCCGGCGCCUUUGAGGUUGCCCAGGGAGGGAAUGCCGCCGUGGGCGGCCAGAUGCAGGGGGGAGGCCAAUUUGGAGCUGUUCCGGCCGCUGUCCCGGGAUAUGGAGGGUAUCCGGCACCAGAACCCCAGCCCGCGCUGUACGGCGCCCAGCCGCAGCCGCAAUACGGCAUGGCCCAGCCGACCGGCCCGGUAGGGGGCUACCAGGCCCCGGAACCGUACUAUCCUUCAGCCGGAGCCCCCCCGGCUCCCGGAGGCGUCGCCGGUCUUGCCGCAGGGGUUUCGGCCAUGAAUCUCGGGCCCGGCACCCCGCAACAGCUGCCGCAACUUCCUCCCCAGCCGCGCCCUGGACCCCUGAACCAGCUCUACCCGACCGACCUCCUUACUCAACCCUUCAACGUCUCCGAGCUGGAUCUCCCCCCGCCGCCGAUCAUCUUGCCUCCGAACACCAGCGUCACUCCGUCACCGGAUGCCAAUUGCCUACCAAAGUACGUGCGGUCCACUCUGAACGCCGUGCCUACGACCCAUUCGCUGCUCAAGAAGAGCAAGCUGCCUUUUGCCCUCAUCAUCCAACCCUACGCGUCUCUUCACGACCUGGACGACCCAGUCCCCGUUGUCCAGGACCAAGUCAUUUCGCGCUGUCGGAGAUGCAGGUCCUACAUCAACCCCUUCGUGACGUUUUUGGACCACGGCCAUCGGUGGCGGUGCAACAUGUGCAACCUUACAAACGACGUUCCCCAGGCUUUCGACUGGGACGCGGCCGCGCAAAAGAGUGUCGACCGGUGGCAGCGCCAUGAGCUGAACCACGCCGUCGUCGAGUUCGUCGCCCCGCAGGAAUACAUGGUGCGACCUCCCCAACCGCUCGUCUACCUCUUCCUGUUUGACGUUAGCUACGCCGCUGUAUCCACCGGUCUCCUUGCCACCAGCGCCCGCACCAUUCUGGAUAGUCUUAACAGGAUACCAAAUGCCGAUCGGCGCACCCGGCUGGGCUUCAUCGCCGUAGAUUCGAGCUUGCACUACUUCUCGAUCCCCAAGGACAGUGACGAGAAUGGCGAGACCAGCAUGCUGGUGGUUAGCGACUUGGACGAACCCUUCCUCCCCGUUCCCCAGGAGCUGCUGGUUCCGCUCACCGAGUGCCGCAACAGCAUUGAGAACUUCCUUACCAAGCUGCCAGACAUGUUUGCCAACAACCAAAGCAACGGGUCCUGCAUGGGUUCCGCUCUCAGGGCUGGCCACAAACUCAUCUCGCCUCUCGGCGGCAAACUCGUGGUCCUCAGCGCCUCCCUGCCCAAUGUAGGCUAUGGAAAACUCGAAAUGCGCGAGGACAAGAAAUUGCUGGGCACUUCCAAGGAGAGCGGCCUGCUCCAGACGGCGAACAGUUUCUACAAGAGCUUCGCAGUCGAGUGCUCCAAGAACCAGGUGUCCAUCGACAUGUUCCUCUUUUCGUCUCAGUACCAGGAUGUGGCGUCGCUGAGCAACCUCCCGAGAUACACGGGCGGUCAGACCUGGUUCUACCCGGGAUGGAAUGCGGGCCGCGCCGAGGACGCCAUCAAGUUCGCGUCCGAGUUCAGCGACUACCUGUCCUCGGAGAUUGGUUUGGAGGCCGUUCUCCGCGUGCGAGCCACCACAGGCCUCCGCAUGAGCACCUUUUACGGCAAUUUCUUCAACCGAAGCUCCGAUUUGUGCGCCUUCCCGGCCUUCCCGCGCGAUCAAUGCUACGUGGUCGAGGUGGCCAUUGACGAGAACAUGACUAAGAACGUGGUAUGCAUGCAGACGGCCGUGCUGCACACGACGUGCAACGGUGAGCGCCGCAUCCGCGUCCUGACGCUCGCCCUGCCGACAACGUCCAACCUCGCCGACGUCUACGCCUCGGCCGACCAAUGCGCCAUCACAACCUACUACAGCCACAAGGCAGUCGAGAGGGCAUUCAGCAACGGCCUGGACUCGGCUAGAGACAUGCUACAGAGCAAGGUCACGGAGCUUUUGCAGACGUUCAGAAAGGAGCUUGCGGGCGGCAGCAUGGGCGGCGGCCUGCAGUUCCCGUCCAACCUCCGCGGCUUGCCAGCCCUGUUCCUGGGUUUGAUCAAGCACGUCGGGCUAAGGAAGUCGGCACAGAUCCCGUCCGAUCUCCGGUCCGCCGCUCUCUGCCUCCUCUCGACGCUACCCCUGCCACUGCUGAUGCAGUACAUCUACCCGCGGCUGUACUCGCUGCACGACAUGCCCGACAACGCGGGCAUCCCGGACCCAGAGACGAGCCAGAUCGUGCUCCCGCCGCCGCUGAACCUGUCAUCGGAGCGCUUCGUGCCGUACGGCCUGUACCUCAUCGACGACGGGCAGACGCAGUUCCUCUGGGUGGGGCGCGACGCGGUCCCGCAGCUGCUCAUUGACGUGUUUGGCGUGGCGGACCGCGCGCAGCUGCAUGUGGGCAAAGGGUCGGUCCCGGAGCUGGACAACGACUUCAACGAGCGCGUCCGCGCCGUCAUACUCAAGAGCCGCGACCACAAGUCCCGCGGCGUUGGGAGCAUCACGGUGCCCCAUCUGUACAUCGUCCGCGAAGACGGCGAGCCCAGCCUGAAGCUAUGGGCCCAGACGCUCCUGGUGGAAGACCGCGCGGACCAGGGGAUGAGUUACCAGCAGUGGAUGGGUAUGCUGAGGGAGAAGGUUGUUCAAUAAUGAUGAAGCUGCGUGGUUAACACACAUUGAAGGAUGUGGAUGGUCUGGUUUCCGUUCUUUUUGAAGUGGGUAGGUAUGCAUGUAGGCGAAUCAAUAGAUUCUUGUCAAACAGAAAACAUGAGAGAAGAGCGAGUUGGUGAAAGUUGUAACUUGUAAGUGCCUAGCAUCGCUGGAAACCG
Molecule: messenger RNA, 3412 nt
Organism: Canariomyces notabilis
Lineage: Eukaryota; Fungi; Ascomycota; Sordariomycetes; Sordariales; Chaetomiaceae
Product: COPII component protein
Exons: 3
Coding region: 390-3233 (947 amino acids)
Biological process (GO): COPII-coated vesicle cargo loading; endoplasmic reticulum to Golgi vesicle-mediated transport; intracellular protein transport
Cellular component (GO): COPII vesicle coat; endoplasmic reticulum exit site
Molecular function (GO): zinc ion binding; SNARE binding
Source: RefSeq, a predicted model, not a curated record